This is a messenger RNA of Triticum turgidum subsp. durum (durum wheat), 363 nucleotides long. Lineage: Eukaryota; Viridiplantae; Streptophyta; Magnoliopsida; Poales; Poaceae. The record is from the annotation of a GenBank genome assembly.
AUGAGUUCUGCCGGCAGCGGGAGGGGCAAGGGCAAGGCGGUGUCCAAGACCGUGUACCUCAAGAUCGGCAAGUACGCCCAGCGCGUCGGUGCCGGCGCCCCUGUCUACCUCUCCGCCGUCCUCGAGUACCUCGCCGCUGAGGUCCUGGAGCUCGCCGGCAAUGCUGCGCGCGACAACAAGAAGACCCGGAUCGUGCCGCGCCACAUCCAGCUGGCGGUCCGCAACGAUGAGGAGCUGAGCCGGCUUCUGGGCGCGGUCACCAUCGCCGCCGGUGGUGUGCUGCCCAACAUCCACACCACGCUGCUCCCCAAGAAGGUCGGCAAGGGCAAGGGCGACAUCGGCUCCGCGUCCCAGGAGUUCUAG